AUGAAUACUAGAUCAUUUUUUAUUAUUGCAGCGCUAUGUUUAGUAUUCAUUCAGACAGUACUGGCAGACAUUUACUCUCAACUUCAAUUCAUUAAGAUCGUUUCACCAAAGAAUGGUCAAGAUAUCGAAGCUGGUAAACCCCUUGUCGUCAAAUACGUUAUGCAACCACUUAUUGUAAACCAUGUUGCUGCUGGAAGAGCAUUAAAGCUCAACGUCAACUUCCACAAGAGAACAGGAAAUGCCAAGGAACAAAAGCUUGCUAUCAUUCACAAGUCAUGUCCUGUUACAGCUAAAGAAAGCAAGUAUGUCACUUACACUAAGAAAUGGACAGUUCCCAAGGGCACCAAGCCUGGAUCUUAUGCUGUUGACUUUGUUGAAUUAGUACAACUUCGUCGUGGUCAAAUUACUGUCAAGGAAACUGUCAAAGUAAAUGUUGUUGAAUAA
Molecule: messenger RNA, 444 nt
Organism: Rhizopus microsporus ATCC 52813
Lineage: Eukaryota; Fungi; Mucoromycota; Mucoromycetes; Mucorales; Rhizopodaceae
Exons: 2
Coding region: 1-444 (147 amino acids)
Source: RefSeq, a predicted model, not a curated record